AUGUCGGUCGGUCGAACGCCGAUAAAAACGACGGUGGAUCCCGAGCAGGUGAAGAUGCUCAUCCACCAACGCGGAGUGGUGAAAGGGAAAGUGACGAAAAUCCACAAUACGCUCGAGAAUGCUGAAGACCAUCCGGAGUUAGUGAGUGUGCCCCUGCUGAAAGUGUUCCAGAAGAAGUUGGAGAUGCACUACAGUGAAUAUGAGGCAAUCCAUCGUGAAGUGUUGUCAGUGACGCCGCCAUCCAAGGUUGAAGAGCAGGAUGAAAAGCUGGAGGAGUUUGACAAACUGCACACCGAUGCCUUGGUCAGGCUGGAGCAGCUGAUGGAGAGUCUCACCAAGCAACCUGCCACCGCGAAUGUCAACGCUGGGACAGCACCUCCCGUUGUGGUGCAGCAAUCCCUCAAAGCUCCGAUAUCCUGCUUUGAUGGGAAGACCGAGAACUGGCCAAAGUUCAAGGCAAUGUUUUCGGACGUGGUGUGCAACAGCAGCGACUCGGAUGCCGUCAAAUUGCAUCACUUGGACAAGGCCCUUGUCGGUGAUGCCGCCGGACUCAUCAACGCCAAGAUGAUCACCGACAACAACUUCAAGGAAGUUUGGAGGCAGCUGACCGAACAGUUCGAGAACCCGAGAGUGAUUGUGGACAUCCACGUCGAGGGAUUGAUUCGUCUGAAGCCGAUAGCGAAGGGAAGCUACAAGGAUCUUCUGGAGCUGAUCAAGACCUGCGAGCGCCACGUAGCUGGGCUGGAGUACCAGGGACUGAAGGUGGAUACCCUCUCCGGCAUCCUCAUCACCAAGCUGCUGACGUCGCGGCUGGACAACCACACCCUCCAGCUGUGGGAGCGCAACCAGAAGCACGGUAAGUUACCCGACUUCAGCGAUACGAUGCGAUUCUUGAAAGAUACUCCACCCAAGCCUCAACCCAAGUCUUUUAACCAAAAGGUCCAUUCUGUCACAUCCUCAACCCAAUCAAGCCGAUGUCAGUUUUGCAAUGAAGACCACCGUCACUAUGAAUGUCCGAAGUUUAACCAAAUGUCUGUUUCUGAGCGUAUCACCAAGGUGAAGGAGUUGAAGAUCUGCUUCAAUUGCCUUCGGCCUGGACAUCGAGUUAUCGAUUGUUCCACCAAGAGAGUUUGCACGAAGUGUAAGAAGCGACACCAUACGCUUCUACACGAAGAAUCUUCUUCUAAGCCCCAGUCUGAACCCCUUCCUCAGAAGAAUGAUUCUCCAAAGGUUAACGCGGAAGUGAGCAAUACACCCAAACCCCCAACGUCAGCAGCCCCAAAUACCUCGUGCUCGUGCAGUAAUCCCCAAACCGUGAAAACCGUGAUGCUGUUGACGGCCGUUGUUAACCUCGAAGAUUGUCGUGGUAAUGUGGUUCCAUGCCGCACCCUUUUGGAUAGUGGAUCCCAAGUGUGCUUCCUGUCAGAAGUUAUGGCCAACCGAUUGUCCAUUCCCCGUGAGUCUGUAAGCGUUCCGGUUACAGGAGUUAGUGAAGCCAAGUUCUAUGCCCGUGAGAAGCUGAACGUGUCAGUUUCCUCCAGGUAUUCGAACUUUUCUACUACCGUCGAGUGUCUGAUUGUACCGAAGGUUACCGGAGUUAUCCCAUCGUCGAAGAUUGAUAUCUCCUCCUGGUCGAUUCCAGCAGGGAUAUAA
This is a messenger RNA of Aedes albopictus (Asian tiger mosquito), 1653 nucleotides long. RefSeq lists its product as uncharacterized. The coding region runs from base 1 to 1653 and encodes 550 amino acids. Gene Ontology annotation, molecular function: nucleic acid binding; zinc ion binding. The transcript has 2 exons. NCBI's taxonomy places the organism in Eukaryota, Metazoa, Arthropoda, Insecta, Diptera, Culicidae. The record is from RefSeq and is a predicted model, not a curated record.